AUGUUUGUCUCUGUUUACAACUCGGAGACCCCCCCUGCAAUCCCCGCCCCUCAGCAGCAGCAGCAGCAACAGCUGCAGCAGCAGCAGCAGCAGCAGCAGCAACAGCAGCAGCAAGGGGAGGAGCAAGAGCCGGACCAAGAGCAGCAGCAACAGCAGCAGCAGCAGGAGGUAGAUAAGCAGCAGCAGCAGGAACAAGAGCAGCAGCAAGAGCAGCAGCAGCAGCAGCAGACCCAGCAGCAGCAGCAGCAGCAGCAGCAGCAAGAUGAAGACGAGUGGCAGCACAAGCAGCAUGAACUCGAAAGGUCUGUAGUACAUGGUGUUGCUGCUGCUUCUGCUGCUGCUGCUGUUGCUGCUGCUGUUGCUGUUUCUACUGCUGUUGCUGCUACUUCUGCUGCUGGCUCUGCUGCUGCUGCUGCUGCUGUUGCUGCUGCUGCUGCUGCAGCGACUCGCGGAGGAGGCAUCCCGGCUCAGGCGUACUGUGGCGCUUCUGGAGGAGCAGCUGCAGCAGCAGUACAGGAGAUGCAGCAGCAGCAGCAGCGGCAGCAGCAGCAGCAACAGCAGCAGCAGCAACAGCAGAAGGCAAAGCUACCCCCCUGCAGUCUCCCCAGGCAAGCCGAUUGCUGCUGCUGCGCUGCUGCCAGCAGCAAAACCUCUGAGGAGCAGCAGCAGCAGCAGCAGCAGCAGCUGCUGCAGCUGCAACAAGCACAUCUGCUGCUGCAGCAAAGCCAGGAGCUUCUGCUGCAGCAGAAUGUGGCGGUGCAGCAGCAGCAACAGAAGCAGCAGCUGGAGCAGCAGCAGCAGCAACUGGAGGGGGAGGAGGAGCAGCAGCAGCAGCAGCAACUGGAGCAGCAGCAGCAGCAACUGCAGCAGCAGCAGCAGCAGCAGAUGAACGUCGAUCAACUGCUGCAGACAAACCCGCAGCCCGAACAGCAGCAGCAGCAGCAGCAGCAGGAGCAGCAACAGCAGCAGCACGAGAACCACCAGCAGCAGCAACAGCAGCAACAGCAGGAGGAGGAGCAGCAGCAACAGCAGGAGAAGCAGCAACAGCAGCAGCAACCGCACCAGCAGCAGCAACAGCAGCACCAUCACGAGCACCAACAGCCGCGGGAGCAGCAGGAGCAGCAACAGCAGCAGCAACAACAGCAGCAGCAGCAGCAGCAGGAGCAGCAGCAGCAGCAGCAGCAGCAAAACGUAUCUGCAUGCGACACCCAGCAGCAGCAGCAGCAGCAGCAGCAGCAGCAGCAGCAGCAGCAGUUGCUGCUGGUCAGUGCAUGCAGCAGCACAAUCAAAGUAUGGGACCUGCAGCCAGAGGUGCAGCAGCAGCAGCAGCAGCAGCAGCAGCAGCAGCAGCAGCAGCAGCAGCAGCAGCAGCAGCACAGUUGCUGCUGGUCAGUGCAUGCAGCAGCACAAUCAAAGUAUGGGACCUGCAGCUUGCUGCUGGUCAGUGCAUGCAGCAGCACAAUCAAAGACCCCUCCUCGUUGCUGGCGUUGGUACACCAGCAGCAGCAGCAGCAACAGCAGCAGCAGCAGAUGCAUGCACCUUCUGGGGACUUGCUGCUGCAGGACCCCUCCUCGUUGCUGGCGUUGGUAACUCUAUUCAAGGCUUCGAUCUUAGAGGUGCAGCAGCAGCAGCAGCAGCAGCAGCAGCAGCAGCAGCAGCAGCAACAGCAGCAGCAGCAGCAGCAGCAGCAGUAG
Messenger RNA from Eimeria mitis, 1695 nucleotides. RefSeq lists its product as uncharacterized. The record is from RefSeq and is a predicted model, not a curated record. The transcript is spliced from 11 exons. The coding region runs from base 1 to 1695 and encodes 564 amino acids. NCBI's taxonomy places the organism in Eukaryota, Apicomplexa, Conoidasida, Eucoccidiorida, Eimeriidae.